UUAUUUCAGUAAAACCUGACUACACUUUACCACACACAAUAGUAACACUUAAAUCCCAAAUCCACAAACACGUAUCAGAAUUCAGACCUAAUCAAGAAAUCUCCUCGCUCUGUUUCCUCUUGCCUAGACCUCCACCCCCACCACGAACAUCCACACACAAGUCACCGGAUUCGUCGCUGGAGCUUGGAAACCCCGUGAGCGUGGUGUCGCCGCCAUCCCAAGGGUGAAGGAGGGUUGGAGUAUUUCUUUGAGAGAUUAAAAAUUCUACGUAUUCUGAUUUAGAAAAUGUCGAGUAAGAAAGAAGAUAAAGCUCAGGUUGCAGCUGAAAGAAUCAAGGCUGCAACCUUGAGUGCUGCGAAAGGUCUUAGUCGUGCUCAGGCUGAACGGGCUGCAGCAGCUGCAGCACGAAAUGUCAAUGCUUAUGGGCAGAAGGAAGAAGGGCCUAGCAGAUGGCAGGAGAAAAGGGAGGCAAAGAGGCAGAUGUAUUUGAACAGUACUGAAAAGGCUGUGAGAUUGGGUGAAAGGAAAGACCUUAAGGCUACUACGACUACAACGAGUGGUGUGGCUUCACAAUGCCAGAAGUGUUUCCAGAGUGGUCAUUGGACAUACGAAUGCAAAAAUGAACGUGUUUACAUCUCACGACCCUCUCGGACCCAGCAACUUAAGAACCCCAAGUUGAGGAUGAAGGUGUCAAUCUCUUAUGAUUUAGAUAAUCCUGAUGUUAAGGAGGAGGAGAAGCCUGAAAAGAGUUCUAAGAAAAGCAAAAGGAAGCAACGGGCAGAUUCUGAUUCUGGUAGUGACAGCGAGGCUUCAGUUUUUGAGACUGAUAGUGGAGCAUCGUCAGUUACCGGAUCUGGUUAUUCUUCAGAGAGUAGUUCGGAUUAUAGUUCAUCAUCUGAUUCAGAGGAGGAGAGGAGGCGGCGAAGGAAGAAAAAGAAGCAGAAGAGGGGGAGGCGUAGUAAGAGGUACAGUACUUCGUCUGAGUCUUCUGAUUCGGACUCGGCUUCAGAGUCUGAUUCUGAUGAUAGGAGCAGCCGCAGGAAGAGCAGGAGGCACAGCCGAAGGCGCUAAAGGAGGUAGUUGAACAGUAAGGAUCAGUGGCAUGGAGUAGUAUUUGCUUUACUAUUUUUCUUGUGUGUUGUUAACCUCUACGAGCUCCAAAUAAAUUCUCAUCAGCACCUAUGGAACUUUGUGAAGGUUUUAUGCAUGUUGCAAGCUGUGCCUUGUAAAAUAAGCUUAGUAGAUGUUUUCUUUUUUCUGUUAUUGUAUGAUAAAAUACUUAAGAUUUUGCCUUGUUUGCCUUUUCAUAUUGCAGUUUGUUCUUGACC
This is a messenger RNA of Quercus robur (English oak), 1328 nucleotides long. RefSeq lists its product as uncharacterized. Lineage: Eukaryota; Viridiplantae; Streptophyta; Magnoliopsida; Fagales; Fagaceae. The coding region runs from base 286 to 1071 and encodes 261 amino acids. The transcript has 2 exons. The record is from RefSeq and is a predicted model, not a curated record.